AUGCCACCCUUUAGUAAAGCAAAACGUGCUGCAAAGCAAUGUGCGCGUAAAAAAGGUGGAGAGUUUACCUUAAGAACUGAUAAAGAAAUACUUGAAGAAAUGCCACAUGAACUUGAAGGUAGUGGUGGUAAUAGUGAAGGAGGACUGUUAAAUAAACCUAAAGAUGGUAAUGAAAAAGAGCUAUUAAAUAAACCUGGAGGUGAAGCUG
Messenger RNA from Funneliformis caledonium, 208 nucleotides. The record is from the annotation of a GenBank genome assembly. NCBI's taxonomy places the organism in Eukaryota, Fungi, Glomeromycota, Glomeromycetes, Glomerales, Glomeraceae.